GAGCGCAGGUAGCAAAGGAGGAGGAAGCGGCUGUCGGCAAACACUUGGCGGAGAAACGGACCGCCGCAGCCGAGCUCCGAUGGGCGAACUCGAGGCGAAGGAUAAGCACGGGCCCGGCACUCACACCCCUCUGGGGAGGGCCCGGACCUCGGCUCCCCAUCCUGGCGGCGCCGGGGGAAGGCGCCGAGCUGCGCGCGCCUUCGGCAAACUAGCCCGGCGGCUCCUGCAAACUUUGCGGGGGGCGCGGCGGCGGCGGGAGCAGCGGCAGCGGCGGGAAAGCGCUGAGGCGGAAGACGAUGAAGGCGGCUUUAAGCGGCCGCCCGGCUCCGAUCGCGGCCAAGCAGGUGGCGGCAGCGGCGGCGGCGUCCGGCUAGGCUCGGGCGCGCUGAGCCCCCCUCCUACAGCCAGUUCCGGGGAUCCGCGCCCGCUCACCCCCGGCGCGCAGGGGCUCAAGAAUCACGGCAACACGUGUUUCUUGAACGCCGUGGUGCAGUGCCUGAGCCACACCGAGCUGCUCGCCGCCUUCCUCCUGCUGGCUUUGCCUGAUCCCCCGAGUCCAGCCAGAGCUGGAUCGAAAGCCGCCACCGGAGAGGUCACUCGGCACUUGGCAGCGCUUCUACGCGCGCUCUGGACUCUGGAGUACACCCCGCAGCUGUCCGCAGACUUCAAGAAUGUUGUCUCUAAAUAUGGUGCACAGUUCCGUGGAAAUGCACAACAUGAUGCUCUGGAGUUCCUUCUGUGGUUGUUGGACCGCAUGCAUGAAGACCUGUGUUCUGUUUCUUUUAAUCAAAAACUAAAGCUGUCUGGAAAGCCACCAUCUGGACAGGAAGAGAACUCCACCAGUGGAAAUGCCCAAGCAACUGUUCAGCCUCCCAAGGGCCAAAGCUUUGUGCAGAAUCAUUUCCAGGCCCAGUAUAGAUCUUCAUUGACUUGUCCUCAUUGCCGGAAACAGAGCAAUACUUUUGAUCCUUUUCUAUGUAUCUCAUUGCCCAUCCCCUUGCGUCAAACCAGGCCUUUGAAUGUCACUCUUGUCUUCCAGUCCAAAAGCCAGCGAUUUGUGCGUAUAGGCCUAGCUGUGCCUCUCUUCAGCACUGUGUCCAAGUUGAGAGAAAUGGUGGCUGAGGAGGGCAAGAUUUCGCCUGACCAGGUAAUCCUGGUUGAACUAAACCAGUCAGGGUUCCAGUGCUCCUUCUCGGAUGAUGAGGAUCUGAACUCCAUUGCAGAAGGGGACAACAUUUAUGCUUUCCAGGCCCCACUCUCUUUUAGAAGGGGUAGCUCCUCCCGAAUCUCAGGUUGCCCACAGAGUCUCCCAUCUUCUCCCAAUUCUGCUGAGCCAGAAGGGCAGCGUUUGGUUCAUAAUGGGGCCGUGUCAUCAGAGUUCCUGCACCAUGGUGGAGGUGGCAAAAUCCUGCUCCUUGUCUGUAAUUUAGCCGGAACAGGGCAACAGGCUGUGAGGUUUGGCCCUCCACUACUGAUGAGAGAAGAUAGAGCCAUGUCAUGGGAACAGCUGCAGCAAUGUAUCAUGGGCAAAAUGCGCUAUCUGAUGAGAAGAGAGGCCCAAGUGCAGGCUAGUGGGAGUCUGUUCCAGGUGCGAGUAGUUGGAGGAUCUUCUCUGUGCAGCUAUCUCUCGCCUCAGGACAGACGGCCACUGUAUCAUCCUGCUGUGGACAGAGCACUGCAAUUUGGAGGUCCCGGCGGCCCCGUUCACGUGAAGCUGGUAGUCGAAUGGGAUCUGACCACCAAGGAAUGCUUGUUUGGCAAUAUCCAGGAAGAAGUUGUUGAAGAUGCAGAAAGUGUGAGAAUGAAGCAACAACUUCAUCAACAGCAGCAUAGCUGCACCCUGAGUGAAUGCUUCCAGCUCUACACUAAGGAGGAACAGCUGGCUCCAGAUGAUGCCUGGCGGUGUCCCCACUGCCAAGUCCUUCAACAAGGCAUGGUCAAACUCAGCCUGUGGACACUCCCUGAUAUCCUCAUCAUUCACUUGAAACGCUUCCGGCAGGUGGGAGAGCAGCGCCACAAGCUCUCCACUCUAGUGCACUUCCCCCUGCGAGGGCUUGAUAUGGCUCCCCACGUGGCCAAGCGCAGCCGUGGCAGCAAGUGGGGCCCCUGGAGGCAACCCCUGCCAGAUGAGGGCCAGUGUAAUUUUCUCUAUGAUCUGUAUGCUGUCUGCAAUCAUCAUGGGAGUCUGCACGGUGGACAUUAUACAGCUUAUUGUUGCAACAGCUUGGACUGCCGCUGGUACAGCUAUGAUGACAGCACCGUAGAACCAGUCAUGGAAGAGGACAUCAGCACACGUGGUGCCUACAUCCUUUUCUAUCAGAGACGGAAUGUAGUUCCAAGCUGGCCUGAAGGAAGCUCUGUUAGAGGAUCUACAAGCUCUUCCAUUUCAGAGCAUUGGCUGACACGGCUCAGUCGAAGCAGCAAACGAGAGAGCCUGGUGUCCUGGAGCUCAACAACCUGUCCAUCUCUGCCGAAAUCAUCUCACUCUCCUACGCUUCUCAGUCACUCUCCUACCAGCCAGGAGAAAGGAGGAUUCGAGUCUCGUCCAUUGGUUCGGGGUGUGCAGGGCAGAAGUGUCAGCCUGAAAGCUUCUUCUAAUAAGGCCAAGCUGGGCAUCCCCAAGACCUUACCCUUGCGGUGGUCCUUCACCUCCAAAGAUUGGCCAUCAGAGCCCUCCAGGGAGCUUGUAGACUAUCUAGAGUCUGGCCGCAGACCUUGGUUCACAAAGGAAUCCAUUGUCCCUCUCAUAACUAAGGAAGGGGAAGACAAUGAGCUUACGGUCACCAAAGCUAAUCCUGCUCUGACAAGCAUGGGUCCAACUGAGACCAGCUGCAAAACAGCCACUGCUAUGGAAAAUUUAAAUACUCUGAAACGGGUAGUGAAGCCUAAGGAAGAAACAGGCGAGCAGCCACGGACACCCAAAAAACUGGUCCUAUCUCUCAGCACGGUACCUCCAGUAAAAGAUGAAGAACCUAAGACCAAAGCUAAUAUCAAUGGGACCCUGCGCAUUGGUUCAAGUGUGACCUCUUCCAGCCGGGGGGAUGCAGAACAAAAGACUGGGCCCUGGCUUAGGGAGAAGGAGCCAGAGAAUGAGAAACAAUCAGAGGGGAAGUUGGCAGUCUUCAGAGUUGGGUUUUUGCGAAAGGACCCCAAGCGACACAGUGAGUCUCCCAGACAUGCUGUUAUGACAUCUUCUACAGCCUCCUCUCAGGCAUCCUUCUCCAAUGGAACAUUAAAUAUAAUCCCUGGCAGCAGGACAAACAAUGCCCUGAACCCCAGAUCCACAGAGGGGCUGUCCAAUGGACGGAUCUCCCGUUCUGAGGUGGACAUUAAGCGUGCUCAGAGCAGCUGCAACAGCAAGGGAAGGAAUGACUGGUUACUGAACAGGUCAACUACUCUCUGCAAGGCAAACAAUGGGACCUUGCAGGCCUCUAUGACACCACUCCCUUUAGAGGGCAUUUCCUGUGGCACCUUCCAGCGGGCAAGGUAUCAUACAGCAUCCUUGGGCAGGAGGAUAAUAGUACCAGAAUCCAGCUUCUGAAAUGCCUAGCAGCUCUACCUGAAACAGCAGAAUCAUGUCAACCUUUGGUGCUUAUAACUUCUCAGGCCUUUGAAGAAGCUCUGCCAAUUGAUAGAAAGCUUGGACACUGUUUGCUUUCUAUUGGUUUGUUCAGACAAAAGUUACUAAAUCCAAAUGGUGCUGAUGAACCUGUUUAGCCUGGAUGUAUGGAUGCAGCAGGGAUCUUGUAGACCAAGAUGUUAAAAAUGGGGGAAAGACAAACAUGGGGGAAGAUAUUAAAUUAUUUAUUCUGCAGUUUAACUGGGAACUUUUGAAAGGAUAUGCUGCUUUGUAACAGCAUUUAUUUUGGUACCAAGGUAUAGAAAGGAUAAAGAAUCCAAACAUUGCUCUAUGCAAUCAUCCCAGUGUUUAUAUUUUCUGCAAAACUUUGGGUUUAUUUGUUUUUUAAAAAAUACCUAAAACGAAGGGUGAGCAUUAACAGCUUUGGGAAUCAGUGCAGCAAAUGGGAAGGCUAAUUCGGGAGAUGUCUAUUCUCUAAGAGAUGUGGGAUAAAUUUGUUCUUGUUGUGUUGGCUGAAAAUGAACAUUAGGGCAGCAUCCUGGACUCCUCCAGUGUUUAAAAAUAUUCACAGAAAAAACAUGUUGAAUAACACUGUUCAUUUUCCUCUACCUGUUGAUGGUAAUCAAAGCUAACUUUUUUAUAGUCUAGCUUACCUACCUCAAAUUUUCUGGUAGUCAUCCAUCCAAAUGCCAGCCCAGUCUGAUCCAGCUUCGCUUUUUUAUGACAUCCAAGGUUGCAUUGGUCCUGCCACCUUCUGUGACCAAUACAGAUAACUAGAAUUUUCUUCACAGGAAACAUAAAAGGUGCUGUUUUUCCCAUUAUUGUGAAUAGAUUAAAUAUGAAAAGCAAAGGUGAUAGAGGAGGAGCCAAGAAAAAGCUUGGACAUUUCUAGAGUGCCUAAUAUUGUUGACAUCAAAUAAGUAUAAUGAACAUCAGGAACAAAUGUCCAUCAAUCAAUCUGAAUAGAGCUUGGGACCUUGGAGGUCUUCUAGUUCAACCCCUGCUCAAGCAGGAGACCCUAUACCACUUCAGAUAGAUGUCUGUCCUGUCUUUAAAAAAAAAAAAAACUCCAGUUAUGAAGCACCUACAACUUCUAUCCAGUUGGAUAUUCCAGAGACAUAUUUGAAGAUAUGGGAUAGAAAAUUGGAAGAGGUAAAUUUGGGGGUGAUUAAUGUAAGAAAGA
Thamnophis elegans (Western terrestrial garter snake) is the source of this 4763-nucleotide messenger RNA. RefSeq names its product ubiquitin specific peptidase 43 (gene USP43). The transcript is spliced from 15 exons. Gene Ontology annotation, biological process: protein deubiquitination. The record is from RefSeq and is a predicted model, not a curated record. Bases 80 to 3541 code for a protein of 1153 amino acids. Gene Ontology annotation, molecular function: cysteine-type deubiquitinase activity. Lineage: Eukaryota; Metazoa; Chordata; Lepidosauria; Squamata; Natricidae.